Ostertagia ostertagi is the source of this 1212-nucleotide messenger RNA. The record is from the annotation of a GenBank genome assembly. NCBI's taxonomy places the organism in Eukaryota, Metazoa, Nematoda, Chromadorea, Rhabditida, Trichostrongylidae.
AUGCUGCCAUCAGAUAGAAUGUAUGGGUUGGGAGAACAAGUUCAUCUCACUUUAAAGCAUGACUUUUCCGUUUAUCGAACAUGGCCAAUGUAUGCAAGGGAUGAAUUUCCUUUCACCGAAUAUGUGGACACAAAAAAUCUUUACGGAGUUCACCCUUUCUACAUGAUCCUGGAACCAGACGGAAAAGCGCAUGGUGUACUUAUCUUCAAUUCUAAUGCACAGGAAGUGACAACAGCGCCAGGUCCAGCGCUGAUUUAUAGAACGACAGGAGGGAAUCUGGAUCUGUACUUCUUCCCUGGACCAUCUCCUGGAGAAGUUACCCAGCAAUAUUUAGCCUUUAUUGGAAGACCCGUCCUUCCGGCCUACUGGGGGUUAGGAUUCCAGAUCUCGCGUUGGGGUUAUAAAGAUUUCGACGAACUGAAGAAAGUUAUCUCAAGGAUAUCGGAUGCUGGUACUUCCUCUAACGAAUCUAGAAGGGCAUACCACAAGAUGUGUUUUCAGAAGUGGAAGGGUAUACCAGAAUAUGUGGAAAUGCUACAUAGCAAGGGCAUGCGAACAAUCUUUUUAUUUGAUCCUGCAAUUCAAGUGAGCUACGAUUCCUUCGAAAGAGCAAUGGAAAUGAAUGCUCGUUUCAUAGAAUGGGAGCGUCACGAUCAAGUGAUGCGCGAAAUCCAAGAUCAAUACCCUCUUGUGAAAAACACAAAAAUUAUGCUCGGUGUUGUUUGGCCGGACGAACACAUAGCUUAUCCGGAUUUCUUCGACCAUACAAACUCUACACAGAAGUGGUGGAUUGAAGAGAUGAUUAGGUUCCACAAGAAGGUACCGUUCGAUGGCAUUUGGAUAGAUAUGAAUGAACCAUCCAGCUUUGGUACCAAUGAAGAAGAACCGUGGUAUUUCGACAACGAAGAUCAUCCUAAUAUAGCGCCACUUAAAUGUCCAACGAACAGCACAGAAAGCGAGUGGGACAAACCUCCCUAUGAAACGCAUGCGGUCUACAAUUUCGAAGCGGGGCAGACAUUAGCUACAAAGACACUCUGCUUGCUAGCUGUGCAAGCAGAUAGCAAAGAGAGGUACGUUGGAUCGGACAUCUGCGGAUUUAUAGACCAUCCAACAGAAGAGCUCUGCCUAAGAUGGCAACAAAUGGGCGCAUUCCACCCUUUUAUGAGGUGGGUGAAAUCAAUUUUCUUGUCACGUAUCUCUCUAUUCCAUUAG